AUGCGAUUCGAAAACAAAAAGGAGAGGUCCAUGGGCCUAAUCGGUCAUCUGAAAGGUUCAGCAGGGACACUCCCCUACAUCCCAAGGGAUCAAACCAACGUUAUUUACAUAAAUUGUCUGUCCCCAACCAGUGAUAUUUCAGUUCAAGAGAGAUCCCCAGAGAGAUCCCGAGAGAGAUCCCCAGAGAGAUCCCCAGAUAGAUCCCCAGAUAGAUCCCGAGAGAGAUCCCCAGAGAGAUCCCCAGAGAGAUCCCCAGAGAGAUCCCCAGAUAGAUCCCCAGAGAGAUCCCCAGAGAGGUCCCCAGAUAGAUCCCCAGAGAGAUCCCCAGAGAGAUCCCGAGAGAGGUCCCCAGAGAGAUCCCCAGAGAGAUCCCCAGAGAGGUCCCCAGAGGUCCCAGAGAGAUCCCCAGAUAGAUCCCCAGAUAGAUCUCCAGAGAGAUCGCCAGAGAGGUCCCAGAGAGAUCCCCAGAUAGAUCCCCAGAUAGAUCCCCAGAGAGAUCUCCAGAGAGAUCCCCAGAGAGAUCUCCAGAGAGAUCCCCAGAGAGAUCCCCAGAUAGAUCCCCAGAUAGAUCCCAGAGAGAUCCCCAGAGAGGUCCCCAGAGAGAUCCCAGAUAGAUCCCCAGAGAGAUCCCCAGAGAGAUCCCCAGAGAGAUCCCCAGAGAGGUCCCCAGAUAGAUACCCAGAGAGAUCCCCAGAGAGAUCCCCAGAUAGAUCCCCAGAUAGAUCCCCAGAGAGAUUCCCGAGAGAUCCCCAGAUAGAUCCCCAGAGAGAUCCCCAGAUAGAUCCAAAGAUAGAUCCCCAGAUAGAUCCCCAGAGAGGUCCCAGAGAGAUCCCCAGAGAGAUCCCCAGAGAGGUCCAAAGAUAG
Molecule: messenger RNA, 864 nt
Organism: Pecten maximus
Lineage: Eukaryota; Metazoa; Mollusca; Bivalvia; Pectinida; Pectinidae
Product: protein TsetseEP-like
Exons: 2
Coding region: 1-864 (287 amino acids)
Source: RefSeq, a predicted model, not a curated record